Molecule: messenger RNA, 1242 nt
Organism: Encephalitozoon cuniculi GB-M1
Lineage: Eukaryota; Fungi; Microsporidia; Unikaryonidae
Product: RNA-binding ribosome biosynthesis protein MRD1
Exons: 1
Coding region: 1-1242 (413 amino acids)
Cellular component (GO): ribonucleoprotein complex
Molecular function (GO): RNA binding
Source: RefSeq, marked provisional
AUGAGGAUAGUGGUCAAGAACUUGCCUGCCUCCACAACCAAGGAGGAGAUUGAGAAGGAGUUCUCUAGACACGGGAAGAUAACGGAUGUGUUUAUGGCAAGAAACGAGCAAGGGAAGUUCCGAAGGAUAUGCUUUGUAGGAUACAUGGAGGAGAAGGACGGGGUGGAGGCCAUACGGUACCGGGACGGAUCUCUGUUCAAGAACCAGAGGAUAGCAUGCGAGGAGGUAAGAGAAGGCUCUCCCGAGAUAGGCGAGUCUGAGGAAAGAAUGAUCAAAUACUCAAGAAAGAUCUUUAUCAGGAAUGUUCCUGCAGAGGCCAACGAGCAGUUUGUUCGCGACGUAUUUAAGGAGUAUGGAGAAAUUGAGGAGGUCGGGCUGCUGGACCGUAGAGAAGGCAAAGGUGCAUAUGUUAAAUUCAGUAGGGGAGAAUGUGCAUUGGAGGCAUAUCGAAAGGUGCAGUUUAUUGGAGGGGUAAAGGCAAGGAUGUGCCCGUGGAAAGACAGGGCUGAAAAGCGCCAGUACGAGCACUACAAUACCCUAUUUUUUAGCUUUGAGUCGAUUGUGAAGAGAAUAUGCGAAAGCGAGAGGGUCAGUAUAAGAGAUGUCGUUGAUGUUAACGACAAGGAUUUAGGAGCCCGGAUGGCGCGUAUUGAGACACAUCUGGUCCAAGAAACAAAGAAGUUUCUUGAAAGCAACGGCAUUUAUCUAGACCAUCUUACUGGGUCGGUUGAUAGGAAUAUGCUGAUAGUCCGCAACAUGGAGCUUAUGAAAUGCCUGGACCUUGUGGAUGAUAGAUGCAAGAUCAGUGUUGCCCCCUCCAAAUGCCUUGCACUUCUGAAGUUUGACAAGGAGGAGGAUGCCAGGAGGUGCUACAGAAAGCUGAGUCUGAAGAGGGUGAAGGAGCAUGUUGUAUACUGCGAGUAUGCACCCAUAUGCAGUGUCCCGGAAAGCACCGGGGAGGAGCCAUCGAAGAGGCCCCCAGAAGAAGCAAGCGGGCAGCUGAUGAACAAGCUUCUUAUUAGAAAUGUUCCGUUCCAGGCCUCUAAGGAGGAGAUUAGGAAGAUUUUUGGUUCGUUCCAUGUGGUGGAUGUCAGAAUUCCUGUGAAGAGGGAGGGAAGUAGUAGGGGAUUCUGCUUUGUGACACUGAACUCUCCUGACGACGUCACGGCAGCCAUUGAGCACUUUGGAAGCAGCACCCAUCUCUAUGGAAGGCGCCUUGUUCUUGAAAGAGCCAAAUCCUGA